AGGAAACACGGUUGGACUCGACCCCUGUUUGGCUCUUCUUUCUCUGGCCCUUCUCUCCGCUCCCUUCUCCUCCUUCACUUCCCCUCUCUCCCCUCUCCUCCCCGUCACGGGCGAGAGGUCAGGCGGAGUCACAACCACCUGCAGGAGAGCUCCUCCCCGGGAAAUAAGGGUCUUCUGGAAGAUUAUUCCUCCCUCAAGGGUUGUGGCCGUCGAAUUGACCUGAAAGAUCUCAGUUUUAUUCCGAAGGAAGGAUUUCUCAUCACAAAUCCUGAUUUGCGUACUGGUGGUGGAAAGUUUCAUGUUUACGAGGCGAGGCUGUGAGAAAUCCGUGCAGCUCCCAUGGAUAUCGUGAACCCUGAUUGGCACAUCAGGCGAGAAGGGGAGGUAGCCAGUAGGAGGUGACAGAGCAAGAAUAAGAGGUAGAAUAGAAAUAGGCAACAAUGGGAAGGACGAAGGAGAAGGAGAGGAGGGAGCUCUCCAUCGGGGAGCCCCUCCUCACCUCCCUCUCCAUGGAGAACAGCAGCAGCCACCCCAGCACUCUCCUCUCCAUGGACCCAGCCGGAUCUGCUGAGUCCUCCGGCGGUGGUGGCGCCAAUGGGGUUGGUAGUGGUGGUGACCGGGAACUAUUCAUCAUUCCCCGGCAUGAGUCUGCACAUCCGGGUCCGCCGGACAUCAACCUCCCACUUUCUGCAGACCCCUCCCCACCACCUCCGUCAUGGAGCCUCGACCCGUUCGACAUACUUGAUGUCAAUCUUGGCACGCACACUUAUGAGUCUGAGGUUGCACUUACACUUCCAAAGUCGACUGGCAAUGGUAGUGCUGGAGUCGGUGUCGGUGCGAGGAAGUGUGCUAAGAGAGGGGACAGCAUUUGGGGUGCAUGGUUCUUCUUCAAUCACUACUUCAGGCCUGCACUUGUGGAGAAGCCAAAGGGGAAGGCAACACGAGAUGCGUCUGGAAGCAUCUCGGGCUUCGACAAGUCUGACCUUCGCCUUGAUGUCUUCCUGGUGCAGCAUGACAUGGAGAACAUGUACAUGUGGGUUUUCAGGGAGCGGCCUGACAAUGCCCUUGGGAAGAUGCAGCUCCGGAGCUUCAUGAAUGGGCAUUCCAAGCAUGGGGAGCCAUCUUUUCCAUUCAGUGCUGACAAGGGCUUUGCGAGGUCACACCGCAUGCAGCGAAAGCACUACCGCGGGCUGUCCAACCCGCAGUGCCUUCAUGGGAUUGAGAUUGUGAACUCACCAAAUUUAUCAUCAGUUCCUGAGGCUGACUUGAAGAGGUGGGCUGAACUCACAGGCAGGGGACUUAAUUUCUCAAUACCAUCAGAAGCCAGUGACUUUGAAUCAUGGAGGAGUCUUCCGAGCACUGAUUUUGAACUUGACAGGCCACACUUACCAUCAUCAAAGAGUGUUGCACAUGGCUCUCAUAAUCAUAAAAAGGGACUGAAUGGUUCAGGUCUCAACUUAUCUACUCCACCAUCAUCAGAUGAUGGGAUGGACCUUUCGCCAAAAUAUGCCAAACGCCGCAAGGAUUUCUUUGGCCAUGGUGUAGAGGAGGACUAUGUGAUGGCAAACAAUUCGUGUUCUGAUAGAGAGCAAGAGGUUGAAGUCCACCCUGGUGAGCCAUCAUGGAUGCAUGAGUUCACUGGUGUGGCAAAACAUGCAAGUGGGCCUGUCACUGCUGCCAAGACAAUAUAUGAGGAUGAUGAAGGAUACUUAAUCGUGGUGAGCAUGCUCUUCUCUGAUCCACACAGCGUCAAGGUGUCUUGGAGGAACACGCUGACACACGGCAUCGUGAAGAUAACAUCUGUGAGCACCGCUCGGAUGCCCUUCAUAAAGAGGCAUGAAAGGACAUUCAAGUUGACGGACCCUUUCCCUGAGCACUGCCCUCCCGGCGAGUUUGUGAGAGAGAUACCUCUGGCUACACGGAUUCCUGAAGACGCAAAGAUUGAGGCGUAUUAUGAUGAGACAGGAACUGGAUUGGAAAUCAUGGUCCCAAAGCACCGAGUUGGACCAGAGGAGCAUGAAGUUCAGGUCUGCAUGAGGCCCCCGCACCUUGGUGACAACGAUCUUGUGCUAUCAUAGAACAGGAAAAACAGUUAGCCUUUAGAUCUUCCGGUGUCAUGCCAUGAGAUACUGCAAUGUAACAGGUCAUGCCAUGGAUCAAUGGAUCAGUGAAAGCCUUCAUCUUUUGCUGCUAGACAUUUAGCUGAUAAGUUGAACUUCUUUGAACCCCCCCCCCCCCCUCCCCCCUCGUAGUGUUGGUGAUUUAGGCAAAAGUUACCUCUAUUAAUUCCCCUCGUACCUUUACACAAGUACAUCACAAUUGGUGAUCUCCUUGACUAUUUGAAAGCUGGCUGGUUAAGAUUA
Messenger RNA from Phragmites australis (common reed), 2363 nucleotides. RefSeq lists its product as uncharacterized. Bases 441 to 2078 code for a protein of 545 amino acids. The record is from RefSeq and is a predicted model, not a curated record. The transcript has 2 exons. Lineage: Eukaryota; Viridiplantae; Streptophyta; Magnoliopsida; Poales; Poaceae.